Messenger RNA from Photinus pyralis (common eastern firefly), 1122 nucleotides. RefSeq lists its product as uncharacterized. NCBI's taxonomy places the organism in Eukaryota, Metazoa, Arthropoda, Insecta, Coleoptera, Lampyridae. The transcript is spliced from 3 exons. Bases 169 to 900 code for a protein of 243 amino acids. The record is from RefSeq and is a predicted model, not a curated record.
UUGUAACUCGAUUGCAAGCAUAACUCGCCACGCAAACCGUUUGGUUGAAAUGGUGACACGCAGCUUAUAAGUGGGAAACGCUAAAUUUGAUAUUAGUUAAAACAUAAUCGUGUUGAUACCGGCUUCAAACGUUUCCUUCCUCGAGUCAAUAUCUAAAAAUCGUUCAAAAUGUCAGAAAAAACUUCACCCGAUACCGUCCCAGGACUUGGUUUUAAAGACAAGGAGAAGGCAUUCGAAACCCUAAAACUUUUGGAAGGUCGAGAUCCCGACUAUCAACGCCUGGCAAUUAAGGGUUUAAUAGGACGUGCAAAGCGCACUUUAACAUUAACAAAAGCCGAGGACAAAUUGCAAAACAUAAAAGAUGCAAUGGAAGUAUUCGAUAAAUGGUUACAAAACUUUGAGGACAUGAAUUUGGGCAAAGAGAAUAAGGCGUAUUUGCCUUUACCGAGCAUAAAAGUUCUGUCAUCCUUAUUUAAAAAGUAUGACGUGCAAGAUAAAUUGGCAAAAGAGUUUUUAGAGGCUUACAAAAAGGUAGGAGGCGAAUAUAAGCAUUUACGAACUGUAUCGAGCGGGGAGAACGAACCUACUUGGGAUAUUGUGCGUAACUCACAGCUGAAGAAUAUUCUCAAAGACAUUGAAGAGAAUAAACCGGAUAUGUGGGAUGAUGGCCUACCAACCGAGGAGCAUUUAAGGCUCAUCGCGUGGGCUUACAGUCCCGAAGCAAGUCAUAUUAAAAAGAAUCUCUCAAAGAUGGAAGAAAAACUUAAAGGGGACGACAGUAUGGAUGAUGAAGGUUCUGAAGAAGAAGAGUCGCCGAAGAAAAAUAGUAGCAAGAGAAAAUCGUCAUCGGGUUCAGAGUCAUCGGAAGAAGAAACACCCAAAAAGAAAAGCAAGAAAUGAAACAAUUUUCUAAUAAAGGUGUCGAUUUGUCAUAUUAUUGAUGUUACGGGUUCUAUCCUAUUAUACAACGUGUAUAUUCCGUAAUGAUUCGACAGUCAUCAUUAACAAACAAGAUUUUUUUGUUUUCUACUGCUGAUUUCAUAUACACAAACCUAAUUCUGAUGUUACCUAUUUAUACCCACUUGAAUGUUUACAGGUAUAAUAAAAGUUAUAAAUACGCUC